AUAAUUUCAUUCUCUUCGAUGAGAUUCACCUGUAAAGAGUUGUUUUUUGUUAGCUCACUCUCUCUCGUCCACUUUGAUCCGCGUGUUCGAAAGCGUGUAAGCGCACGAUCUGUUUCUAACCAGUCGUCGUCAUAGAUAGAUAGAUCAGAGAGCAUUCCAAACCGCAUCCGUGAAUAAAUUUUUUUUAUUCAUUUUGUUCCUUCGUUCAUUUUUACAUUCAAACAAAGACAGCUGUUUUUAACUGAGCAAUGGUCGCGAUCGAUUUAACCUGUCCACUUCUACAAUUUUUAAUUGCAUUAGUUGUAACAUCGGUGAUUUUUGUAUUUUCCGCACUGCGAUUGUACUGCUUUAUUACACUUGGCAUUUGUAAAUCAAAAGCGAAAAUGGAUGGUAAAACCGUUUUAAUUACCGGCGCCAACGGUGGUAUUGGCCGUGAAACCGCCAAAGAUCUUGCGAAACGUGGUGCACGCAUUAUUUUGGCAUGCCGCAAUUUGAACGCUGCCAACGAAGUUAAAGACGAAAUCGAAAAAGAGACUGGCAACAAGAAUAUUGUGUGCAAAAAAUUGGAUUUGAGCUCACAGAAAUCGAUUCGUGCAUUUGCCGCUGAUGUUAAUAAAACCGAACGGAAAUUAGAUGUGCUCAUCCAUAAUGCUGGUAUGGCGUUGGCCUUCCGUGGUGCAAAGAGUGAGGAUGGCAUUGAAUUGACCAUGGCCACAAAUCAUUAUGGUCCAUUUUUGUUGACACAUUUGCUGGUUGAUUUAUUGAAAAAAUCCGCACCCAGCCGUAUCGUAAUUGUUGCAUCGGAAUUGUAUCGCUUGGCAUCGGUGAAUUUGAACAAUUUGAAUCCGAUCAACACAAAGCCAGCCGCUUACUUGUACUAUGUGUCAAAGUAUGCAAACAUCUAUUUUGCCCGUGAAUUGGCAAAACGUAUGGAAGGUACAAAUGUGACCGUUAACUCAUUGCAUCCGGGCAUGAUUGAUACGGGCAUCUGGCGCAGUGUUCCAUUCCCAUUGAACUAUCCAAUGAGAUUGAUCACCAAAGGUUUCUUCAAGACACCAGUACAAGGUGCUCAGACCAGCAUCUAUUGUGCCGUUGCCGAAGAAUUGAACGGUGUGUCGGGCAAAUAUUUCAUGGACUGCAAGGAGCACACAUUGAGCGCUGCCGCCAGUGACAUGGAAAAAGCAAAGAAAUUGUGGGAAGAAUCGGCGAAAAUUGUUAAACUCACCGAUCAAGAUCCAAAAAUCUAAACGCACACAAUUGAUUCCACAUCAUUUUUUUUUUAAUGAUAUUUUCUUUAAUAAUUUUUCUUAUAUUUUACUUUUUCUCACAAUGAUGAAUCCAACUUCAGCUUUGUAAACUAGCGAUUAAAAUAAAAAAAAAUGUUUUUCUUUUAA
Molecule: messenger RNA, 1394 nt
Organism: Sitodiplosis mosellana (orange wheat blossom midge)
Lineage: Eukaryota; Metazoa; Arthropoda; Insecta; Diptera; Cecidomyiidae
Product: retinol dehydrogenase 14
Exons: 3
Coding region: 249-1247 (332 amino acids)
Source: RefSeq, a predicted model, not a curated record